Messenger RNA from Cooperia oncophora, 1941 nucleotides. The record is from the annotation of a GenBank genome assembly. NCBI's taxonomy places the organism in Eukaryota, Metazoa, Nematoda, Chromadorea, Rhabditida, Trichostrongylidae.
AUGGAAAGGCUAUUAAUCACGGCUGCACUUUCAACUGGAAGAGAUUUCGCCGUAGGCCUUACUAGCCCACCAGUCAAUCCACCUGCCUUUAAUUACGCAAGAACAAGCUCCUACCUCUCACGAAGUAUCUCAGCUGGCCGCCCAGGAAACUCCGGUCAUGGUGCAGGGAUUCAUUAUAAUAACCAACAACCAGAAGUGCCCGCGAGUACUGGUCAGCGACGUGGUAGCGUGAUGUACGAUGCUGCUUCUGAUGAAGAAGAAGAUGCUGACGACGAGGGCGAUGAACAGCUGGAUGAUGUUGAAGAGGUUGAAGAGGAGGUCGAGGAGGAGACUGUCGCUGAGGAGCCGAGAGCCACACCGGCACAGUUACCACCUCAACCGCUUCCUCGAACGGAAAAGGCCGUAACACAUCAGCGAACAGAGCCGACUGCUCCUUCGACUCAAAGUGCAAAAGCUGCAAAAGCUGCAACGGAGGAACGAGCCCCUACCGAAAGAAUUGAGGGCGAGCAAACGAUGUUUGUCGCGAUGGCUGACCUCCCAGCAAGUGAGGCAUCUGAUUUGAGCAUCGUCGAGGGCGAGCAGCUAAGAAUCCUUCAGACAAGACCAGAUGGUUGGUGGACGGCAAGAAAUGCUAAAGGUGAGGUCGGACUUGUUCCAAAAACCUACCUUCGCCAAGCUCCUAUCUCUGAAGUAACUAGAAGUGACACUGGAGGAACCAGAGAAGUUUCUGGGGCCACAAGAAGUGCUUCUUCUACCAUGGGUCGUCCAGCUACUUCACAGUUUACGUCGUUACUCGACCCUAAUCAACUACCAACUCGCAAAGCUCGUUGUUUGGGCGAUGCACAGGAAAUGGAUCCGCACCUCUCCUUUGCUUGCCAUCUAACCCCUCGUCUUAGCCAUUCUAACAUCGGAUUCCAUGACUUGUACUGGAAUUACCGCGAUGACAAGCUUCGGAAGCGCCGUGUCCGUGUAUCAAAACUGGUACGUUUAGUCCGAUUGGAAGGGAUGCCGAGAGAUGCUGGUGUUUGCUUGGUACGGACCGCUCUCUACGACCGCAGUCGGAAAACUGGCCGACAAAUAACGGACACAGCGUCUUCUGGAGUUGAUUACGGUGAUUUUAUCGUCCGUUCUAAUUACAACAUGGCUGAUGUGGUGCUGUUGAUUGAGGCAUCGCACGUUAUUCAGACUCAGGCUGGAUAUGAGGAGCGAAGCCUCGGUAUUCUGACCAUAGACCUAAUUGCCAAAGGAGAGGUCGUUUUCAACAAUAAGACCUAUUCUGAAAUGCUUCGAGCUGAGAACAUCUUUGACAGGACAACGAAUGGUGCAGCAGCCACACCGCACAAAAUCGUGCUCAAGUGCUUUGACGUGCCAAAGAGUUGGUCCCACUUGUCGAGUAAUUCGUAUCGCUGGACGUGCUUUAUUUUCAAUCCGAUGUUUGUAAGGCUGUACUUCUAUUUUCGACGGUUCGCCGGCAUUUCGCUCCUACGCGAUCGGGACAAUCAUCUCAGUGCAGUCCAAUCUGUCAUUGCAGAGAUGGUGGCGGACCCUUUGCUAGCGCUAUUCCCUUCAGUAGCUGAUGAACCCGACCUGAUGGAUCAGUUGCGCAAUUUAUGGAACACAAAAUUAAAAAGUGAUGAAGAAUCUCCCUGGUGUGUGCAAAGGUCAACUAAAAAAGCGUUCCAGAAACCUGAGGCUGAUCAAGCGGACUCCUUUCUUCGAUUAUUUAUGAGUACCACUUACUGUGUCCACAAAACGGCUGUGAUGCCACCAUAUCGUAUCUGGGACACGAAGGCUCUUGGUAUACGCCAUCAGGUUUGUUGUAGUCGCUUUUACCGAUUGUCCACAGAUUGUCUACCUUUCUGGAGACGCGCCAAUACUCGACCUUUGCCUAAAAAUUGUGCCGUUGUUACGAAUGCAUGUGUUAUCCUACGUGGUACAUAG